Dictyostelium purpureum is the source of this 1614-nucleotide messenger RNA. RefSeq lists its product as uncharacterized. The transcript has a single exon. The record is from RefSeq and is a predicted model, not a curated record. Bases 1 to 1614 code for a protein of 537 amino acids. NCBI's taxonomy places the organism in Eukaryota, Evosea, Eumycetozoa, Dictyosteliales, Dictyosteliaceae.
AUGCUUUGUCCAAAGUAUAGAGUAAAUAAUAUACUUUGUUCAAAAGUAAAUUUUAAUGGUUUAUGUAAAAGUUUAGCCUAUACUUCUCCAUUACAUUUUUCAAAUAGAAACUAUUAUAACACAGACAAUAAAAAUAAUGAUAAUAAUGAAAAUGAUAACAACGAUAGUAACAAUAGUAUUUGCAACAACAGUAAUAACAAGAAAAAAAACAAUAUAAAUAAUAAUCAUUUUAAAAAACAUCAUCAGAAUAAUUAUUUUAGUAGUACAAAUAAAUAUGGCAGUGAUUAUUUUAAUUAUAGUAACAAAGUUAAAUUAAAUAAAGAGUCAGAGGUUUUACCAGGUUUAAAGUUAUCAGAUAUAGAUUUAACAUCAAGCAAUGUUAUGGAUGUAAGCAGUGGGUUCCUUUUCAAGUUUAGAUAUUAUCUUCCCAUUACAUCACCAAAAAUAGUGUUAAAUAGCAAAUAUAAGAAAUAUGCAGUUCUUAUCAAAGAUAACCACAGUUUUGACGAUAUUUUAGCAAUAGCACAAAAAGACAAUAUUGAAAUUUCAAAUGAUUUUUAUAAUACAAUGUUUUAUAUUUAUAUUUUAAAAUUGGAAGAAAUUCAAAAUUUACAAUUAAAUAUAGAUGAUAAUAUUGAUAACACUACAAAUACAAAUAGUAAUAAUAAAGAAUUAAUUAAUAAAAUAAUAAUAGCAUUAAAAAGAAUUUAUUUAUCAAAUUAUAGACCAAAUCAAUUAUCAAUACUUUUAAAUAUUUUAUCAUUUGCAAAGAGAAAGGAUGAUCAAGCAGAUUCGGAUUUGGUAGAAUUUUGUGAAGAUAUUUGUGUAAAAGUAGAUCUUAUCCGUAAUUUAUUCACAUUGGAAUCAUUACAAAUUCUUUUACAAACUCUUUACAAUCGUCAAAAGUUUAGAACAGUUUGCACAGUCUAUCAAAGUUUCAAAAACUAUUUUCCAUUACUUAAUGAAAACGAAGUUUGGCACUCUGGCAUCAUUAUACAGAGUAUGGAAUUGACAAAGAGACCCAUAGAAGAGAUUGAACAAUUAUUUGAAGAUUCAGGAUUACAAUUAACUCAAUAUACUCAAGUUCAUUUCAACACAUUGGCUCUCAGUUAUCUUCGUUCAACUAAAAUUGCAGAGUUUUUUUCAGUACUCCAAACUCUCUAUUUGGCCCAUCUCCCAAUCAACGAAACCCUACCAAACAGGGGAUUACAAUUUUUAAUAGACAAUGAAUUACACGAUUUUGCGGUAAAGGUUUAUCCACUACUCAGAAAUAUUUUUAUUAUCGAAAGAAGUGAACUCAGCACUUCCCAAAGAGAAAGACUCAAAGAGUUGGUAUCAUUAAGCGAAAAUGGCAAAUUACUCUUGAUAAAUCCAUCCUAUAAUAACCCAAAUUCCCCACAAUAUAUAUUUUCAGAAAAAUACAUUUCAACAAUCGAUUUUGAAAGUGAUGAUACAAAUUUUUCUUUUUUAGGUGUACAAAUUCCGGUUAAAACAAAACCUCUCGAUCAUUUCAAAGAAAUUUUAGAAACAAAAAAUAUUAAAGCCACCGAUACUUUAGUUUUGGAGCUUUCAAAAAAACUUGAAAGUGCUAAAAACGAUAAAGAAGAUCAUUAA